AAGAAGGUUCCGUUUCCGUUCCUGUCUACAGCAUUUUUUGUUUUUGUUUGGUUUGGUUCGAGCUUUUAAAUUGUUAAUCUCAACUUGAAUUACCGAAUGAUACUUUAACCCGUGUAUAAUACUUAUAAUUAGAAACCAAAAUGAAUGCUGAAAAGUUAAGUAAAUUAUCCAGUCAAGUCCGGAUCGGUGGCAAGGGUACAGCUAGAAGAAAGAAGAAGGUCAUCCAUCGAACUGCUACCACUGAUGAUAAGAAACUUCAAAAUUCUUUAAAGAAAUUAGCCGUCAACCCAAUUCCUGGUAUUGAAGAGGUUAACAUGAUUAAGGAGGACGGAACUGUUAUUCAUUUUAACAAUCCUAAGGUUCAAGCUUCGCUCACUGCAAGUACUUUCGCCAUCACUGGACAUGGUGAAACCAAAAAAUUAACUGAUAUGGUACCCGGUAUUUUGACUCAAUUGAGAGCUGACAAUCUUAACAGUUUGAAAAACCUAAACCCAUCCUCUAAUCCGGGUGAUGCUGCUGCUGCAGACGAUGAAGAGGUUCCUGAACUAGUGGGAAAUUUUGAUGAAAACGCCAAAGAGGAGUAAUGGUCACAUGUUUAAUUAAGUUGAUCUAGCUGUUUAUAUAAUGGAUUGUGUAUUCAAUAAACUUUUGCUGAACAUCACACACUUCUAAGUUUUGAAAAUUGAUUACGAACUUGCCCGUAAUUAUCCAGAUUUUAUCAGCUAUCUUUGAAUUGUUUUCCAGUAUUAAUAUUACAAUUUAAUAAAUUAACUGAAAUCUUUUCCUUAA
Molecule: messenger RNA, 789 nt
Organism: Tetranychus urticae (two-spotted spider mite)
Lineage: Eukaryota; Metazoa; Arthropoda; Arachnida; Trombidiformes; Tetranychidae
Product: transcription factor BTF3 homolog 4
Source: RefSeq, a predicted model, not a curated record